CAGCCCCAGGAGCAGAAUCUCGGUUCUUUUCUUGUCGGCCUCCGCAGGCGGACGAGCCCCCAACGGGAGACCAGCCUGGGGCUGUUCAGGGCUCGGGACCCAGACUUGCUGGCGGGAGUGGGUGGCGCCCCGGCGAGAAGCGCCAGGAACGGGGCCCUCCAGCUGGCGGGGGCUCUCCAGCGGCUGGGCCCAUGGCAGCGGCGUCCCCGGCGCCCCGCUGCGAGCGGCUCCCCACCCUGGGCGCCUCUUUGGGGCCGGAGCGGCUGCGGCCCCUGGGUGCGCUGGGCCACGGGGGGGGCCGGCGGGGAGCCGCCGAGCCGGCCGGACAGCGAGGAGCUGCUGACGGCGGCGGAGAAGCGAAUCGUGGCGCUGCACCGGGACGCCUGCGCGGCUGGCCUGCAAAACUAUGUGGAUCCAGUUACUGGCUAUUUAGUGUUCACCAAAGUUGCCCACUUGCAGAGAGGUAAAUGCUGUGGUUCUGCAUGCAGACAUUGUCCAUAUGAUCAAGCUAACGUAAAAGACCCGUCCAAAAAGAAGCGGUUCAAUUCAUUUUUUUUUACUUGACGAUCAGUCCGUAUGCCAUCUACGAUGAAGACUGUAGAAACCUAAGCCAGGAUCAGUUCUUUGUGGCUUCGACUCCAUGAAUAUUAGCAUUCCUGUUAUUGAUGCUGGGUUAUUUGAAUACAUUUCAAUUGUAAUAAAAAACAAGCUAAACCGUG
Molecule: messenger RNA, 719 nt
Organism: Dermochelys coriacea (leatherback sea turtle)
Lineage: Eukaryota; Metazoa; Chordata; Testudines; Dermochelyidae
Gene: C8H1orf53
Product: chromosome 8 C1orf53 homolog
Exons: 3
Source: RefSeq, a predicted model, not a curated record